Molecule: messenger RNA, 3758 nt
Organism: Zingiber officinale
Lineage: Eukaryota; Viridiplantae; Streptophyta; Magnoliopsida; Zingiberales; Zingiberaceae
Product: disease resistance protein RPP8-like
Exons: 2
Coding region: 918-3581 (887 amino acids)
Biological process (GO): defense response to other organism
Molecular function (GO): ADP binding
Source: RefSeq, a predicted model, not a curated record
GGAGGUGGCAGCUUGGAAUGCAAUCAAAGCAUCUUUUCCAAAAGGAUCUAGAGAGUCUUGUUGACCACUCGUGAGAUUAAUGUUGCUAGCAUUUCAGAUGUUUCUCCGUAUGAACUGAAACUUUGGAAUUCUGAAGAGAACUGGAAUUUAUUCUGCAAGAAAGCUUUCCCCACACCAAGAUGCCCACCUGAGUUGGAGCAAUUCCAGGAAGAUAUAAUAAAACAAACUCUAAGAGCUGCCUCUGGCAAUUGUGGUACUUGGAGGUCUUUUGAGAGGUAAAAGGCGAGUCAAUGAUUGGAGGAAAAAGCUAGAACGUAUUUCUUAUGAAUUUACAGAAGGAGAAGAUCUAUCAGAUACAAAGAAUAUUAGCUCUCAGUUACCAUGAUCUACCACAUCACUUGAAGCCUUGGUUCCUCUAGUUUUGCUGCGUUCCCUGAGGCUGUAGCAUUCAUGCGAAGCAACUAACACAUUUAUGGAUUGCUGAGGGUUUCGUAGAACAAAAAAUGGAUCGAAUGAGGCACAAUUAGAAGAUCAAUUGACAGGUCUAUUGUGCAAAUGGAAAGAAGGGGUACCUUUGAGCAAGUGAUAACUGUUCGAUCGAAUUCUUGAUCUUCUUCUCGAUCUAGCAGGUUCUGAAGCUAGCGAGCUCAAUUUUAUAGGUCCAUCAACAACAUAGCGGACGAUCCAAAAGCUUUAGGUAUAUUGCAUUGAAUUGCUCGACCACUAAACUAAGAUCUCUUGGUUGUUUAUUGCCUUUUAGAAAACCUGAUGUGGCGACGUAGGAGAAGAUACAAUUGGAUUUGAGUGUGAAUAUAUUGAAGAUUUAUCGUUGACUUUUUACAAUUUGAUCUUAUCAAAUUGGACAUCCGUCGUAAGAUACGUACUGGUUUGGUCCAUCGACUUGCAGAGAAGCAGAGAUGGCGUCUACGGUGGUGAACUUGGUGCUGGGGAAGCUGGGCGAGGUUGUUUCCAGCGACGUCGCCGGCAUCCUCAACGUGGACGCAGAGGUCAAGUCGCUGACGGAAACACUGGCACUGAUUCAAUCCUCUCUCAGGGAUGCCGACCAGAAACCCAGAUACGAGCAAAGCCACUCUUUGCAGGAGUGGAUGAGGCAGAUCCGGAACUUGGCGUUCGAGAUGGAGGACCUGGUGGACGAAUACGCGAUGCAGCUAGGCCGCGCGUCAGCCGCCGACGGCCGGAUGAGCAGUCUCCAACGCAUCGGCGCCUUCCCCUCCCGGAUCCUCACUCGCCGUCUGUUCGCGAGCCGCCUGCAGGACAUCCGCGCCAGAUUUCAAGAUGUCUGCAAACAAGCGUCGCAACUUGGCAUCCAUGGCUCAUCCUCCUCCUCCUCCUCCUCCUCCUCAGCUUUCUCUGCUGCUGACGCAAGGCUUGCUCGAAGAUUUGAACUAGAAGAAGACAUUGUCGGUUUUGAUGAAGAUAUGAAAGGCAUCAAAAGGCAACUGUUUGACAUUGGUUCAACAGAUCGCGUUGUCCUUUCGAUUGUUGGUCCUGGUGGCUUGGGUAAAACAACGCUGGCUAAUAAGAUCUACAAGAGUGCAGAUGUCAAAAAGUAUUUCCAGUGCAAGGCAUGGGUGCCCGUGUCACAGAAGUAUGUAGUUAAAGAACUCUUGCUCCGCAUUAUGAAGCAAGUGUUCGACUUCAAGGAUGAGCAAGUAAAAGGUAUGGAAGAACUAGAGAUGAAGGAAAAGUUGUCGGAGCACUUGAGCGAUAGAAGGUAUCUAAUCGUGAUGGAUGAUAUAUGGGAGGUGGCAGCUUGGAACGCCAUUAAAGCAGCUUUCCCAAAAGAAUCGACAGGAUCCAGAGUGCUACUGACCACACGCAAGAUGAAUGUUGCGAAUGUUGCAGAUGUUCCUCCACACGAGCUGAAAUUUUGGAAUGUCGAAGAGAGCUGGAAUUUGUUCUGCCGGAAAGCUUUCCGCACAUCAUGCUGCCCACCGGAGUUUGAACGAUUCAAGGAAGAUAUCUUCAAAAAAACUAAAGGGCUGCCUCUUGCCAUUGUGGUACUUGGAGGACUUUUGAGAGGUACAAGUCAAGCUAGUGACUGGAGGAAAAAACUGGAACAUAUUUCUUAUGAAUUCAGAGAAGGAGAAGACCAAAUCCUAAGAAUAUUAGCUCUCAGUUACCAUGAUCUUCCGCAUCAUUUGAAGCCUUGCUUCCUCUAUUUUGCAGCGUUUCCCGAGGACUAUAGCAUAAGGGCAGAGAGGAUAAGACAUUUAUGGAUCGCUGAGGGUUUCAUACAAACGAAUGACAAAGUGGAUCAAACAAUGGAGGACCUCGCGGAGGCAUACUUGAAUGAUUUGACCGACAGGUCCAUGUUACAAAUGGAAAGAAGGGGUCAUAUUUAUAAACAGAAAGUUAGCAUUCAUGAUCUUCUUCUUGAUCUAGCACGUCAUGAAGCUCGUGAGCUUAACUUCUUCAGGUCCAUUGAUGACAUAGGUGACGAUCCAAGAGCUUUACGGCGUCUCAGUGUCAACGACCAUAUCUCAUUGAACUGUUCUACCACUAAACUACGGUCACUUGUAAUUUAUCCGAAUGAAGGUUUUCAGAGAACGCUGGCAGUCACCAUCCCUGGAGCGAAGUUCCUCAGGGUCUUGGAUUUGCAGGAACUACCCAUUGAACACUUACCAAAGGAGAUUGGGGACUUGAUCCUGUUAAAGUAUCUAAAUUUGUACCAAUCGAAACUGAAGGAGCUGCCUUCAUCCAUUGGAAACCUCAUCCACUUGCAGACUUUCAAUAUACAGUUUACUGAGAUUCAACAUUUGCCGGAUGCAUUUUGGAAAAUCCGAACACUGAGACAUGUAUUACUCAAUGAAGAGAAUACGAGCAUGCCUAAAGCGACAUACUGCUUGGAAGACAUUCAGACACUUGUGAAUAUUUCAAUUGGUCCAUGGGUAAGCGAUGGUGUACUGGAGAAGCUGAGAAAUCUUCGAAGAUUGCAUUUGAAUAACAUGUCAAUCUCUGAUGAGGAUGCUUUAGCCACUGCAGUCCAGAACCUUUCCCGGCUCGAGAUGUUGGCAUUGAUUGGAGAAUCCUUGCCGAUGAGUGUCCUAACUUCAUCUUGCUACCAUCAUAUUCAGAUUCUGUUAUUGUGGGGACCAUUGGUAAGGCCAGCAAGAAUUCACAUAGAGGCUGAAAAACCCAGGAUAUUUUCCAACCUGAUCUCUCUCUUUAUUUGUGAAACAAGGUUGGAAAAGGAUGAAGAUAUUGUGAUGCUCGCAUCUCUCGCAAACCUUCAGAAUCUUGAAUUGGGUAUUGAUGCAUUUUUAGGAAGAGUUUUGGUGUUUCCAAAGGGAGGUUUUCCUCGUCUCCAAGAGAUCGUACUGUAUAAAUUGAGCACCUUGGAGCAGUGGGAAGUGGGAGAAGGAGCAAUGACUCUCCUUCGGGAUCUAAGACUUUGGAACUGCAGAAAUUUGAGAAUGCUACCAGAGGGACUUGUAAGAUUGACUGAGCUCAAACAAAUUGAAAUAAGUGGAAUGGAAAUGAUAGAGAGAAGGGUCGACAAGGAUACUGGAGAAGAUUAUCACAAGAUCAAGCAUGUUCCUUGCAUUGAAAUAGAUUGAAUGAAGGACGAUGACAAUAUCUGACGACACGCAAAAAUUAAUCAGGACGAACAAGUAGAAGCUGAAUGUCCUUUGUAGCAGACAGAAGUCUACAGCACACAGAGAGUUAGAUGAUAACUCUCUCUGUGCUGCCAUUGGCGUACAUUUUUAUACUAUGCAUUAUAUGUUAAAUUGUCA